AUGACGUUCAAGUUUGUAUACGUGUUUGUAGGCUUGCUUGCGUUGGCUUCGGCCUAUGUUCCAAGCGGUACAUAUACUCCAGGUUCUGGCGGGAUCUUAAAAAAUGCCACCGAUUACCUGCCUUAUCCCCUUGCAAACUUCACCACUCCCAACGCAAGCCCUGCGAAUCUGCCCAAAGGAUGCCAGAAUGGCCUUCACUCCCGAGGCUGCUGGGGUAACUACUCCAUCGACACAAACUACUAUGAGGACUCUCCUCGUACUGGAGUGACUAGGGAGUACUGGCUUGAUGUCGUCAACGGAACCAUCUCUCCAGAUGGCUACAUAAUUGGAGCUCUCACUUUCAACGGCACCAUUCCAGGACCUCUGAUCGAGGCUGAUUGGGGUGACGAACUUCUUAUCCACGUCACAAAUAAGCUGCAGGCGAAUGGCACAUCUAUCCACUGGCAUGGCUUCCGGCAGCUGAACAACAAUGAGGCGGAUGGUGUCCCUGGUGUCACCCAGUGCCCCAUACCACCCGGGGAGACCUAUACUUACAGAUUUUAUGCCGAACACUACGGAACAACCUGGUAUCAUUCCCACUUUACAAUGCAGUACUCCGUUGGACUUCAAGGUCCCAUAAUUAUUCAUGGACCUGCCACAGCCGACUAUGACGAAGAUCUAGGAACUGUCAUCUUGCAAGACUGGGCGCACGAGUCCUUCUUCGCCUUGUGGUGGUACGACCGUGUCUUCAAACCACCAACUCCUCAGCUGCCUCCCUCGCUGGAUAGUUCCCUCAUCAACGGCAAGAAUAUAUAUCCCUGUGAUACCAAGAAUCCUCGAUGCGUGGGUGGUACAAGCCGUGCUGAGUGGCACUUUGAGCAGGGGAAGAGGUACCGUAUGCGCCUCAUCAACACCGGUGUUUACUCCAACAUGCGUUUCUCCAUUGAUAACCACACCCUCACUGUCAUUGCCAUGGACUUUGUACCCAUAGUUCCCUAUAAUACUGACAAUGUCGCAAUUAGCAUGGGUCAACGGUACGACAUCAUUGUCGAGGCAAACGCAGAUGUCAACAACUAUUGGCUCCGCGGGAACUGGCAGGAGAAGUGCUGUGCAAACCAGCAGGCCAACAACACCCUCGGCAUCAUUCGCUACGACUCCUCCUCAAAGAAAGACCCCAAGACAAAGACCACUGUUAACACGUACCCCGACAACUGCCGUGAUGAACCCAUGGAGAGUCUCGUUCCCCACGUCCCCCUCGACGUCGGCAAGCCCGACCAAAUCCAGCAGCUCAACCUCAGCUUCGUCACCCCUCCCGCGCCCAAGGAGUUCCUGUUCACGCUCAACGAAAACUACCUCUGGGUCAAUUGGUCCGCACCGACGAACCUACUCCUUCUCGACGAUACUAACAAAUUCCCUGACCAGUACAUGGUUCUCGAGAAUUUUUCCAACAACAAGUGGGUCUACUUCGUCUGGAACGAUCACUCGGGCCGCAACAGGUCGCACCCCAUGCAUCUUCACGGUCACGACUACUAUAUCCUCGGCACCGGCCCGGGAAACUUCACCUCAAAGUCGCCCCUCAACCUGAAGAACCCUCCGCGCCGCGACACGGCUACCUGGCCCGAGAGUGGCUAUAUGGUCAUGGCUUUCAAGACGGACAACCCCGGCACAUGGCUUGCCCACUGCCACAUCAUGUGGCACUCGAGCGAGUCCCUCGGCAUCCAAUUUGUUGAGCAGCCAGGGCAAAUGUCCGCUACGCACCAAAACGCGUCGUAUAUCCGUGAAACGUGCGACAAGUGGAACGCCUUUUGGCCUGGGCCGGGGACAUUCGAAGAGGAUGACUCCGGUAUAUGA
This is a messenger RNA of Penicillium psychrosexuale, 1830 nucleotides long. Its product is annotated as laccase 2. NCBI's taxonomy places the organism in Eukaryota, Fungi, Ascomycota, Eurotiomycetes, Eurotiales, Aspergillaceae. Gene Ontology annotation, molecular function: oxidoreductase activity; copper ion binding. The record is from RefSeq and is a predicted model, not a curated record. The transcript has 7 exons. The coding region runs from base 1 to 1830 and encodes 609 amino acids.